AGCAGGCCGGUUAGGAAUUUUCUAUCAUUCCUCUCACUUUCUAAUGAACCAUACACUGCUCAAUCAUCUGUUGAUCCCACUUCAUGUGCCCCUAUUGUCAUUACCGAGUCCGAACAUGUGGUUGAUCCUUCGACUAUUCCUUCUAUUCAAGUCCUGGUUGAUUCUGCCCCAGCUUCUCCUGUUCAAACUCACAUUCAAGCUACUACUUCUGAUCCCAUCAAAAAUCCAAUCGUCAUUUCAGAGCCUGAAAUCGUUCUCUCUAAUGAACUAACCUCCAAGAAGCACAGAAUUUCAGAAUCUGACAUUGUUAAUCCUGAGCCUGAUGUCCCCCUUUUUAGACCUAUUUUAAAGUCCAAAGGAAAAGAGAUAACAGUUGGGGAUUCUACUGCUAAAGACUUUAAUGUG
Molecule: messenger RNA, 405 nt
Organism: Ilex paraguariensis (yerba mate)
Lineage: Eukaryota; Viridiplantae; Streptophyta; Magnoliopsida; Aquifoliales; Aquifoliaceae
Source: the annotation of a GenBank genome assembly